Molecule: messenger RNA, 492 nt
Organism: Rhagoletis pomonella (apple maggot)
Lineage: Eukaryota; Metazoa; Arthropoda; Insecta; Diptera; Tephritidae
Exons: 4
Coding region: 1-492 (163 amino acids)
Source: RefSeq, a predicted model, not a curated record
AUGUGGUCAACACGGGCGGAUGCUUUCAUAAAAUUAACAAACGUGGUAUGCAAAUCUUUCGAUAAACCAUUUGCAGAUUUUCGCAGUUGCCGAUUAACGGUAGUAAAACGAGGAGUAAUUGCAUUAUCUCUCUAUGUGAAACUGUUUCAAUUACCGGUGAAUAAUGUCAGUAUAAAUGUAAGCAUUUUUAAGAAAGCAAGCGGUUAUCGUCCGUUCCUCAACAAUGUCACUGCCGAUUUCUGUGGCUUCAUGGCUAAUCGUAGACGUUUUCCUUUUCUUAAAAUCUUUCUUGAUCUUCUUCUGACGGAAUCAAAUAUUAAUCAUACUUGUCCGUAUGCUCAUGAUAUCAUUGUGAAAAAUCUGGUACUUCACGAGGAAAUGUUUGCACGUUUUCCAGUGCCAACAGGCGAAUAUAUGUUUAAGUUAAUGGUCGGCGCUUAUAAUCAGUGGAAGGCCGAUAUUAAAGCUUAUUUCUCAAUAAAACUGGAUUAA